This is a messenger RNA of Dalotia coriaria, 2828 nucleotides long. RefSeq lists its product as uncharacterized. The record is from RefSeq and is a predicted model, not a curated record. Lineage: Eukaryota; Metazoa; Arthropoda; Insecta; Coleoptera; Staphylinidae. Gene Ontology annotation, molecular function: zinc ion binding; ubiquitin conjugating enzyme binding; ubiquitin protein ligase activity. Gene Ontology annotation, biological process: intracellular protein transport; proteasome-mediated ubiquitin-dependent protein catabolic process; multicellular organism development. Gene Ontology annotation, cellular component: COPII vesicle coat; cytoplasm. The transcript is spliced from 2 exons. Bases 976 to 2175 code for a protein of 399 amino acids.
CGCGUAGUACUGUAAUGAAUUUCGGUUGAGUAAGCAACGCGCGGCAAGUGACUCACUUGGUGGUAUUGAAAUUUCAGCAUAAAUAAAAUAUUGUUACACCUUGCUCGCGUUAUCGCUAAAAUUAGCAAUGUGAUGCACAUUGAACUUCGGUAAAGUGUGUUGUGUGGGGUAUAUGUGGCAUGAAUGCGGGCAGCGAAAUCAAAUUCGUGUAUAAACACCGUGUGCUCUAAUUCAAAGCGGCUUCAUCGCAAGCAUUUGAUGAUAAAAACUAAUUAUCUAAUCUCAUCCAAGCAAUCAAUAAGUUGACACAUAAGUGGAAUGGUAUUUUAUCAUCGUAGCAUCAAAUGCGCAAUAAUCAGGCAGGCGUUUCCGUGGAUUUUUAUUUCGCUGAUUUUCUUGGGUUAGACGAUAGCCUAGUGAUUCGGUGAUUUUGCGUUAGUGUGAGUGAUUAGUGCGCGCGAUAAUUACCGACAUACGAGCGUGCCAUAUAACGCUGUUAUCUAUUAGAUGAAUCCGGAGGUGGAUAUCAUUGAUUAUGGUUAUUUGUUUGUCAAAACGCUAUCACGCUAUUUUGUCGGCUACACGUACUCGAUUCCCACUCGGGUGGCAGAUCGCCUUGAGUGCGUUUACUGCUUUGUUGUAAGUUUAUUACGUUUGCGCUCUUAACGACGAUAACGUCAUCAUCCGCAUGAAUAUUCGGCACUCCGACGACUGGUGAGCAGUAAAGCGCGACGCCAUCGGCAAACGCAUACAUUCAUCUAGUUCCGAGUUCCGAGUUGCUAGUUCCGCCCGCCAGCGAAGUCUUACGAGUUGUGCGCGGCGCAUAAUUAAUGCGCUCGCAAUUAAAUUAAAUAAUGCGCGCCGCCGAAGACCGUCGCGAUUAUUGGAGCUUGCUAGUUUAAUUAGUGGCACCGACGGUCGUUUAGUGUACGUCCGGACGCGGAGCAGUGCAGAACACGACGAACCCAUCACAGGAUGAGCCGCCCGAAGCAGCUGCCGCCACGGCAGAUCCUGUUGCGCCUUGUGUGCUCCCAGUGCCGGGACUAUUUGUCCGUCGACCCGGUGCGUAUCCUGCCCAACAACGAGGUGCGUUGCGGGCGCUGCUCACGCGGUCACCUGUCGUCGAUGCAGGCUGUGCGUAGUGUCGCCUUUGAAGAUGUCGCCAACUAUUUUGUCUUCCCCUGCAAGUUCGACAAGUGCAACCGGGUGCUGGAGCGCCACGAAAUGGGCCUGCAUGAGUUGAAGUGUGAAUACGGAGCGGAGGGAUGUUGCUCCUGUUGGAGACGCUGUGGCGUGGAAAAUCUACCCCCACCAAAACCUAAAGGUUUAUACUACAUUAAUGCCGAUGAUAAAACCCACGAACUCAUCACUUGCGUUCACUGCUUUGGCUAUCUCUCGGCUCUACCAAUAUUCAUCCGCCCUAAUGGUACCUACAUCUGUUACCGCUGUGGGCCUGACCUGCAAGCACCACCAGUGAUCCGCGACAAACCCCUGGAAGAACUCCUAGACUGUUUUAUCAUCAAAUGCUCCUACAGAAUGAAUGGGUGUCAGGAACGCUAUAGGUUCGGCCAGGAGAUCAUCGAACAUGAAGCUAACUGCAAUUAUAACCCACAGAAGCAAUUCCACUCUGAACCGCCACCUAUAAACCCAUCCGAUGGGCAACCCGGCGGAGGUAAUACCAAGAUCAAAGGUGUCAUCGCCACCAUUGCUUCGGGUCACAUCUACGCCACCAUCACACCUAAUCAUUUCAACCAGUACCAAAAGUAUGGUCAACAGAUGGAAGAGAACAAGAUGCGUCAGUCGCAGAUGAUUCCGAGGAUAUCCGCCGCAGGACAAUCGUGCGAUUCCAGUGCUGGUGUAGCACCAGUGCACGCACAUAGCACCAAUGGUAGCGUGCGUGGUCAUCGCAAGCAGGAGAGUCAGGAUUUGAGCACACGCAGUAGCAUCUCUAUCGAAAACCAUCAUUGGGACCAAUAUAACGGCGCUGCGGGUGCCGAUGACACAAAGUACCAGGAAGACGAUGACGAAGACGAUGCUAGGAAGUACAUCCGCACUGCGAAGGUCGCUGGAAUCGGUGUAACGCGCAACGAAAGCAUUCUCUACAAUAAUGUCGUCACCGAGAUGAAAUAUAAGCAGCACCUGAAGAAGACACCGGCGCCGAACGUCCCGGAAUAGAUCGCCUCAGUUCAUUUUCAUGAUAAGUCUAUGCCAACAUUUGAUUAAAUCAUCGUUUUGCCGUAAUUGCUAAAUAAACGUGACUAACAGCUAGCGGAGAGGAUAAAUAUUGUUAUAAAUAUGCUGAAAUAUGAAUCGUCGGUGUCGAUGGCUUUCGAUAUUUUAUUCGCGCGAUCCGAUUCCUUUGCUAGAAAAUAUUUAUCGUCGAGAUUAAUAUUUCAAGUUAAAUUAUCAGUCGAGUGAAAAAUUUCUAUAGAAAACGUUUAUCCAGCCGCAUCAAGAUGAAACAAUACCCUUCGAUUGAUCUAUCUCGAUUGUUUACGGCGCAUUUGCACUUUUUUAAAUGGCAAUUAAAAACUUCACGCGCACGCUGAUUGUCGGGUUACGUAUUUGAUAAGCGACGCGUUGUCUUGUAUUUCGGCAAAAUCAACGAGUGAAAUUAGCAUUUUAAUUAUUGAUCAUUAUCAUCGGCGAUAAGUCGUAUCUAUAUACCUUGUCGUGUUUUAAUAUUGUUCUAUUAUUGACUCGCGAUAAUCCCGGGCGCGCAUUUAAUUAUUAGGCAAUUGUUUUCGUUCUUAUAUUUUUGAUUGGAUUUUGUUUUGUGGUUGGUUGGCUGUGCGUUGAUGAGAAAUAAAGUUGAUAGAGUAAGCGUU